Molecule: messenger RNA, 1134 nt
Organism: Spodoptera littoralis (African cotton leafworm)
Lineage: Eukaryota; Metazoa; Arthropoda; Insecta; Lepidoptera; Noctuidae
Source: the annotation of a GenBank genome assembly
AUGUGGAGUGCGAGCGUGUUCUUCCUUACACAGAUUGUCGUGUGUCAAUUUACUACAGAAAACCCAACAACACCUACAACAGAAGAAUCACCGACGGUGACGACAUUCUACGCGCUCAGCACCGGCAUCGUACCAGCUCCUGUGAUGUUAAGGCUUGGGAACUCCACCAUAGACAGCACAAAAGCUUUCAAGGUCCCACAGCCUUCCCAGGAUCCUUCUACAGAGAAGCCAAUGAAGAUAGACAUGGUUCCACAUGUGGUGCUCAAGAACACCUACUUUGACCAUGAUAGGAAAUAUGGGCCCAGUUUUGAAGAUGCUCCUGAUGGGAACAUCACUAAAAUUACGGUGCAGUUAGGAGAGGAUGCACAUUUGAAUUGCAGAAUUAGUUUGCUGCAAGAUAAAACGGUGUCCUGGGUACGUCGCAGAGGCAAGGAUGAGAUGCCAGAACUGCUGACUGUAGGAGCAGUGACGUACGCUGCUGACAAUCGAGUGACAGUUGCCAGAAGGUACCCUGGCAACUGGAGACUGCUCAUCAGGGAGGUGAAACCUGAUGACGAAGGAGUAUACGAGUGCCAGAUAUCUACUCAUCCGCCUAGAGUUAGCAGGACUUAUUUGCAUAUUAAUACACCACAAGUGUGGGUAGUAGACGAGGCUGGUGCCCCACUACUGGAGAAGUACUACGAGGCUGAAUCGACCCUGGCGUUGCUGUGCAGAGCUAGACACGUGGAGACUCCUGCCUUGCUGACGUGGCUGCAUGAGGGUAGAGCUCUGAACGCUGAUACCACUCGAGGAGGAAUCAGUGUCAAGACAGAACAAGUGCCUGGCGGUGCUGACAGCCAGCUCCGGCUCGCUCGUGUGAACAGCAGCGAUGCUGGAAACUACACGUGCGCGGUCCGAGGCGCUCGCUCCCACACCGUGUCUGUACAUGUUCUUAAUGAAAGUCUAGCAGAACUGCACGCCGGAUCGAAAUCGCUGCAUCCACCAACAGUUACAACUGUUAUUUUACUCCUCACAAUACUAUAUCUAGCAGAAGAAACAGUGUUAUUUAUACCUGUGAUCCUCUUCGCAACCCUAGUUCAUAUGAUACAGGCCCAAGGCCAAACGAACGAACUUUAUAUAUUGUUACCGACGUGA